Blepharisma stoltei is the source of this 1035-nucleotide messenger RNA. The record is from the annotation of a GenBank genome assembly. Lineage: Eukaryota; Ciliophora; Heterotrichea; Heterotrichida; Blepharismidae.
AUGGGAAAAACUGAACACAUGGAAGAGGCUGAUUGACUUAAUUCAAAAGAUACUAAGCCUGGCCCUAAUCAAAAGAGUUCUUUCAGAGGGCUUUAUACCUAUGCUAGACCUUUUGAUUAUUUUUUGAUAGCUAUAGGCUGCUUUUCAUCUUUAACAAUGGGCGCCGUCCAGCCUCUUUUCUAUAUUUUCAUGGGAAGCUUUUUUGGUGGUAUGGAAGGAGAUAAGUCAGUUCAAGAGUUUUAUGAUAAUGCAAAAAUUGUUUGCUACGAGCUUGUCGCUUGUGCAAUAAUUUUUGCUGUGACAGGCUAUUUAUCAGUCAUGUGUUUUGUUAACGUUGGAGCCAAGCAGGCUUUCUAUUUUCGUCAGCAAUAUUUCAAGUCGAUCAUGAAUUCCGAUCCUUCAUGGUUUGAUCUCAGGCAGGUCGCUGAAAUUCCUCAAUCCUUAGCUCAUGAAACUUUGAUGAUUGAGCGGGCUACAGGUGAUAAAUUAGUUAUAUUAUUGUAUACUUUUGGAAUGAUUCUUUCAGCAUUUAUUAUUGCUAUCAUUGAAGGAACUCAAAUGACCUUAUUUUGCCUCCUUUUUUGUCCAACUAUUAUUGGUGGAUUUUUUUUGACAAAUAAUGGCCUUGAGCAAAAUGCGAAAAUUGUAGACACUUCCUAUAAAAAGGCAAGUGGGAUCGCAGAAGAAGCCUUAGAAGAAAUAAAAACAGUAACAACCCUUAAUGGCCAAAAGCACGAAAGACAAAAAUAUUUGGAGGCAAUUAAAGAAUCACAGAAAUCAAUGUUUAGUGCUGGAUUAAGAACAGGCCUUGGGACAGCACUUGGAAUGUGCUCAUUCGUAGUGAUGAAUGGAGUAGCAUUUAUAAUUGGAGCAUGGUUUAUUAAUAAAAAUGAAUAUGAUUGGGUGUUAAAUGAGCCAUAUGAUGUCACUAAAACUAUUACUGUAAUGUGGGUAAGUCUGAUGGCUUUUGAUAACAUUUCGUUGUGUGUACCAUGCAUCAUGCUAAUUACUCAUAGUCACAAUUCUGGUCGUUAA